ACAGCCGCACAGCCGCCGGCAUGUCGCCCGUGCACGACUGGACUCGCUCCGACCUCUCCGCCAAGACGACGCGGCGCGCCAUGACGACGUCGGCGCUGCUGACGACGGCGGCGACGCUGCUGACGUCGGCGGCCGUGCUGCUGGCGACGGUGACGCCGCAGGCGCGCGGCGCGGCCGGGCCGCACGCGCUGCGCGAGGCCUUCUCGUGGCGGCAGAUCAACUGGACGUGGCCGGCCGGCGGGCCGCCCGCGGGCGCCGACUACCAGCCGCGCAACAACCUGCCGCUGGGGCUCGCCGUCUGGCGCGACCGCCUCUUCCUCACCGUGCCGCGCCGCAAGGCCGGCGUGCCCGCCACGCUCGGAUACGUCGACAUCGACCGGAAUAGUACGGCGCGGCGGUCGCCUGCCCUGCGGCCCUACCCCAACUGGGAGACGAACCGUCUGGGCAGGGGGCCCACCAGCAGGGGCAGCGCACCGCGCAUCACCUCCACCUACCGCGUCUGGGUGGAUCCCUGCGACCGCCUCUGGGUCGUCGACACCGGGCUCGCCGACCCUGGCAACGGCACUGUCGUCACCAUCACCGCACCGCAGAUCCUCGUUUUCAACCUGCUCAACGACCGGCCCAUCUUCAACUACUACCUGAAGGAGGCGGACUACCGGCCGAACUCGUUCUUCGCGCACAUCGCGCUGGACGUGACGGCGGACAGGUGCGCCGAGGCGUUCGCCUACCUGCCGGACCUGGGAUCCUACGCCAUGGUGGUGUUCGACAUGGCGCGCAUGUCGUCGUUCCGCGUGCAGCACCACUUCUUCUUCUUCGAGCCGCAGCACGGCGACUACCGCAUCGCCGGGCUGGACUUCCAGUGGACGGACGGCGUCUUCUCGGCGGCGCUGUCGGCGCCCGACCCCGCGGACGGCGGCUUCCGCACCCUCUACUUCCACGCGCUGUCCGCCACCACCGAGUAUGCCGUCUCCACCAGACUCCUGCGCAACAGGACCGCGGCUGGCACGACGCCCUGGUUCCGCUCCUUCCGGGCAGUGGGAUCGCGCGGGCCCAGCGGCCAGUCGACUGGCAGCUUCCUGGACGAGGAGACGGGCGUGCUCUUCCAGAUGGAGGUGAACAACCACCGCGUCACCUGCUGGAACUCGCGCACCGGCCUCCCCAUGUCCCCUGCCACCAUAGGCGUCGUCGCCCCUGACGACGGUCGCUCCUUCGUCUACCCCAGCGACAUCAAGGUGGACGCCCGCGGGGACCUGUGGUUCGUAAACAACGUGCUGCCGGUGCUGCUGUACGGCGAGGUCGACAGCAAGGCGUACAACUACCACGUCUUCACGGGCCGCGUCUCUGACGUCAUCAGAGGCACCGUCUGCGAGCCUUACCGCCCGGCCCACAGAUGGCAGCUGCCGCCGACGCCCGCCGCACGUCUAAGCCUAAUCAGCGUGCCUUUUGGAUAGGCGCCGAGAUCCAUGUGCGGGAAGCUGGAAUGUCUGUCGAUGGACGAGAGGACCAGGAUAGUUUCGGAACAAUUUCUAUGGGUUUUUUCGUGUAAUGUGCAUUGAUGCCAUAUCUGCCUGCAGUGUCAGAGUAGAGACGACUGAGCUUGUUUGUUACCAUUAUCUUUGUUUUUUUAUGUCAUACUCAUCAUCAUCAGAUACUAUCAUCACUUCAGCAUUUUAUCACACAUCCGUGGAUUAUAAAUAUUUGCUAUUAAUCGCCUAUCUUUGUCUGUUUUUC
This is a messenger RNA of Schistocerca serialis cubense, 1731 nucleotides long. RefSeq names its product L-dopachrome tautomerase yellow-f2-like. The record is from RefSeq and is a predicted model, not a curated record. The transcript has 6 exons. Gene Ontology annotation, cellular component: extracellular region. The coding region runs from base 21 to 1451 and encodes 476 amino acids. NCBI's taxonomy places the organism in Eukaryota, Metazoa, Arthropoda, Insecta, Orthoptera, Acrididae.